CACAGGAGUAUUGUUUGUGUUUUGGGAGACUUUUGUGGCCUUCGUACGUCAAACUUAAAUUCAUAUAAUAUUAUGAUGUGUCUGACGAGUUGGUGUGACCUGAAAGUGUGGUAAAGUCCCUGUGCGAGUUGGCAGAAGAGCAUAGAUACCUCUGGGGCCCCGAGAGAUGCUCACUACCCGAAACAAGCUUCGUGUAAAGCUGUUCUCCGAUAUAGACCAGGAAAUCGAGAGGAAUUUGACAAGAGGUGAUGAGGAACACUUGUCAGAGGCAAGCUGGUCGGGACCAACACAUCAUACAUGUAACACGCCUCCUCAUGUCUUCCACCGAUAUGGCUUUGUUUGAAGGAAAAUAUCAACACGAAAAGUCGAAGAAUUACGAGGAAUUUCUGAAAGCUAUAGGUGUUCCACUAGUUCCUCGGAAGGUGGUGGUUAACUCCAGCCCAGUAGUAGAAGUGACAAGGUGCAAGGGAGAGACGAGUGGAGAUAAAGAAGAGACCUGUGAAGAACAAUGGAGCAUCCGCAUGUCCACACUGCUUCGCGAUAUUGAGUAUCGAUUCGUUCCCGGUCAACCCAUGCAGACAGAGUCUAUGGGUGGGCAGGCUAAGAAUGUAUUCACCAUUGAGAACAAUAGAAUCAUUCAGAGACAAGAUGCACCAACAUACUCGACAGAGGUGGUGAGGGAGUUUACUGAUGACGGCUUAACCAUGACGAUGAAGCACGUUGAGUCUGGAAUAGAGUGCCAUCGCUACUUCAAGAGGAUCAAGUAAACGAAGACACUUCAGUUCCUUCAAGCAAAUGGAAAAUAAGAUUUUUAUUUAUUUAUUUUUUCUAUCUUAUAUUUAUCUUUUUUUUUUUUUUUAUAGUAAUGUUCAAAAAUGUUACUUGACUCGAUCUGAUAGGCACGCAUAGCGGAUGCCCCUUGAGGAAAGUUGCAUAUUUUCGGAAAUUAAAAAUCAAGUCAUUCUAAGCUGGAAAUAUUCUAUGGUUAUAUGUUUUUAAUGCCGUGGCAAGUGGCAAGUGGCUGCACACGGGCCGUCCCGCAGCAUCUAGCUCAGUGGUUCUUAAAUUGCGGGGCAUGAUCCCCAAAGAGGUCAUGACCCUUUUCUGGAGGUCAUGGAAGAUCCAACUGUAUGUACGUUCGAUUUGCCGGAAUGGGGCUAAAUUUUCAUUGUUAAUAAACAUUAAUAAACAUUGAUAAAUAACGAUAAA
Scylla paramamosain (green mud crab) is the source of this 1209-nucleotide messenger RNA. RefSeq names its product fatty acid-binding protein-like. Gene Ontology annotation, biological process: fatty acid transport. Bases 249 to 767 code for a protein of 172 amino acids. Gene Ontology annotation, molecular function: fatty acid binding. The record is from RefSeq and is a predicted model, not a curated record. Gene Ontology annotation, cellular component: nucleus; cytosol. NCBI's taxonomy places the organism in Eukaryota, Metazoa, Arthropoda, Malacostraca, Decapoda, Portunidae. The transcript has 6 exons.